This is a messenger RNA of Klebsormidium nitens, 6699 nucleotides long. Lineage: Eukaryota; Viridiplantae; Streptophyta; Klebsormidiophyceae; Klebsormidiales; Klebsormidiaceae. The record is from the annotation of a GenBank genome assembly.
AGAGACUCAGUGCCUUGCAGAGAAGCCGGUGCAUUGCACCCAUGCCUAGUGAAAAGAGCUGACAAACCAGCUAUUUCCUGUCGAAACAGCUCUAGGGCCUUUGCUGCGUGGGGCGCGCUUUGAGCACAGCUCAGAUGGCGAUUGGAUCGAGUGACCAGGAGCUGCCACAUGGCGACCUUGUGGAGGAGCUUGAGGAGCUGCCCCAAUCCAAGCUCCAAGAUAGGGAGGACCUUAUGCCAUCUCUCAAAGAGAUGAUUGCAUCAUACAGCGGGGGGUGGGUGUGCAUUGACGGCAAGUAUGGACACUACAGCGGCAUCGUACCACCACCAUUUCAUCCCCAGCACUUUGAGGACCCAGCACAGGUUAAAAGAGAAGGAUCGGAAGAGGCGUCAUUUGAUGGACGCCAGGAGUCGGGUGCUGACAAGCUUGAAGCGGCAGUCGCUCAAAUGCAACUGGAGGGACCUCUGUUCCACUCCUUUGCCCCUGCCUUCAACUGGGAAGAGGAGAGGGCGUCGAUUCCUGGACUUCGUGCGAGGUCCUCUCUGUAUGUUACACCAACAGGGCUUUUCUCCUUCUCUGUCGAAGUCGUCAGUCUGACGAUGCAAGUGGGACUUGUAGAACCGAUCAGCGGGACAAUCAGCCUUUACCAUAAGGACAGGCGUGAGAAAAUAUCGGAAGACUUCCACUUUUCUAUUGCUCCAGAUACCUGGCCGAAGCGCCCCAUUGACCAGCAACGCCGCGUCUUCUUCACACUCGACAAGCCACUGGCGGCCGUGUGCCUGCUAAUCCAACUCGAGCGGACGGCGACUGAGGAGGAUGGGGUCAAAGCAUCUGUGUAUGCAAAGAAGGACGCGACGUCUCUCUCGGAAAGAGAUGCAAACCGCGUGGCAGGCUGGGCCGCAUCGGUCCCAUUCAAGGAGCCCCUCGCCUGGACGUUCAUCCCCAUUUUCGACAAAACGGUCACCAACGGUUUGGGGGGAUUUGGACUGGACACCAGCCAGGCCCCCAACCCAAUGAGCGGGGUCAGCACGCCCCGAACCCCGUUGAACGGGUUCACUGGUUAUGGAAGCAACGGGAACAGCGCUUACGGGACGCCCAAAGCUUCCAUCGAUCUGACCGCUUCAGGGCUGAGCUUCUCCGGCACUCCGACCAAACGGAGAAGCGCGGCUGACGAAGGGGACACGUGGCAAGCGGUGCAAGUGGAUGUGCCGAUGUUCCAUAGGGUCAAGGCACCGUACACAGAGGACAGCCUUCAGGACCAAAAGAAGGCGCAGAAGGCCGUCCGUGCAAGCAUGAGGCUCUUGAUUCAGAGGCUCUCGGGGUCCGAGUCAAGUGCGGCGAGGGUCGCGACUCCCCUACUAAUGUCCGGAAGUGCGACCCCCCAAAACUUGCUGGGCGCACCACACAGACACCGGGUUCACGGGCCGUCAAUGUUCGCGUCAUUGGACAAGCCGGCGGAAAACGGGGUUGCGAAGCACGUUAGCACGGAAGCGGUGUGGGGAGUCGCGGCCGGGGACCGGAAACGGCGGGACAGCGCGGGCAGUGUGCGGACGGUUCUGGACGGUCCGGAAAGCGGACGGACCACUCCACUGCUGCGCCGGCAGAGCCGGCAGAGCGGAGGGAGCGAAGACGUUCCCCGCAGCUCGAACGGGGCUAGUCCGCAGCACACUCCGGCUUCGAGCCACGGCCGGGCGGAUUCCGGACGGUAUCCGGACGCCGAUGCGGACUCGACCGGGGGGGCUCCGAGCACCCCCGGUACGGACGAUUGGACCGUGGUCGCGCAGACUGAGCGGGCGACCAUCAGCGGCAGGGUGGCCGACACGUUUCUAAACCGGGGGGUGCGGUCGGGGGGGGGACUCGUGCGCGCUUUGGACUUUCGGUCGCUGGAUCGAAGCGCGCCGUAUACGGAGCUGAUCCAUCUGCUGUACGUGUACCCGCUCUCGUUGCAAAUGUCGAGGAAGCGGAACCUCCUCGUGAGGGUGGAGCUGAGGGAUGAUGACAGCCAUCCGGACAAUCCGGGAAUGCAGGUCAUCUUUCCGAAAGACUUCGGCGGUCCGAUGCUCCGAGCGGCUACGACCCAGGUCGCCGCGAACACCAAGACGCCCCUCUUCCACGACGAAAUCAAGCUGCGGCUCCCCACCGUCUUCCAGCCGCAGCACCACCUCGUCUUCACCUUCUUGCAGCCAGCCCUGCGUCAGAAGGGGAAGCCCGAGAACGGAAUGACGGUAGUGGGCUACAGCGUCCUUCCUCUGUCCAUGAGCACGCAAGUCCUGAGGUCCGACGGCAGCCUGCCUGUCGUCAAGGAGCUCUUACCGAUGUACCUCAACGACUACGUCAAGGGCGACAUGGAAUACCUAGACGAUGGCCGCCCUAUCUUCCGAUUGCGCCUGCGGCUCUGCUCCACGAUCCACCCCACCAACGAACGGCUCCAGGCCUUCCACGUGGCUUACGACAGGCACAUGCUGAGCGCCGGGGGCCCACCGAGUUCCGCCCUGCUGACGAGCAUCAACCACCUGCGGUCCAUGGACUUCGUAACGCUGCAGCAGUACCUGCACCCGACGCUGACCAUGCUGCUCCGGCUGGUGGGCGACGGCGGCGAGACGCUGCAAGUGGCGUCGUUCCGCGCACUCGUCAACAUCCUGACACGGAUCCAGCAGGAGUCCCUAGACGGCUCGGAGCGCAACCGCAUCCUGGUCCACUUCAUAGACUACGCGUUCGAUGACUGGAGGGGCGACCGUCACCCGGCCAAGGGCUACAAGGUGGGCCCUGUCUACGAGGACGUCCUGUCCAUGGCCUGGGUUUUCCUAGAGCUCAUUACAAAAUCCAUCGCCCUCGAGGCCAACAGGGCCCCCACGACGCCCCCCUCCCCCGCCAUCGUAGAAGACGAGAGGCUGACAAGCGGCCACGUGCCGGUUCUGCUCAACCCAGACGUCUUCAAUUGCGUCCGGUCACUGUUCGAGUGUUUGUUACUAGAGGUUGCGGAGAAAGUCAGGAGCGGGCCAGCGCAGGCGCGGCGGCUCAACACGUGCUUGGCCUACUUCUGCCACGAUCUGCUGUCGGUGAUCGAUCCGUUGCAGGUCUACGAGCUCAUCGCUUGUUACAUGAAGAAAGACACGUGGCCCCUGUCUCCCGCCGUGGCUGACCUGCGGCUGACGUUUCUCCGCAUCGUGUGCGACCAUGACAAGUACGUCGAAUUUCCGGGGCACGCCGGGAACGAGCGCAACUACAUCGCAACGCUGCUGCAGAUGGAGGUGCUUGGCGCGGUGGUCUCCGAGGACCCGUUGAUUAGGAGCAAGGCUGCUCGGCUGCUCACUUUCAUCAUGUGCAAGCACCAGUUCGACGUCCAAAGCCGAGAUGAGGAUUUCCGCGAGUAUGCCGCCAACCUUUACCUCCCCUUGGCCGAAAAAGUGCUGCAAGAGCCAACUCUAGUCACGGAACAAGCGCCGGGCCUGCAGCGGGAACUGCUGACGUGCGUGCUGACCGUGCUGGAAGGCCUCGACGCGCCGCUCGUCACGAGCCUGUGGCACGGCAAGGAGCACAGGGCUCGUGCCUUCUUUCAACUGCUGGAGCGAGCUUUGGAGCUCUUCCAGUGGGCACCUGUCCCCCCGGGGGCUCAGCCCGGGAGUUCCAGCCCUCCGGGGUGGGGGCUUUCGGCGCACCUCUUCUCCGAGAAGCUGUCCCCCUCGGUGCAACAUUACAUCACGAACGCGAUCCGACACCACAAAAAGGCUUCCUUGGAGCAGUCGUUUGCCCGGCAGGGCAUCGCCCACAAGGCUCAUCUCCGGGAGGCCCUCUCUCAGAUCCAGGCAAGCCGCAAAACGACGCCGCGCGUGCCGCAGUCGCGAGAGGACCUGCCCGCCUUCCUGCGGGAAAGGCUGGACCUCUGGGAAGGCAAUCUGAGCGCGCGCACAAGCCGCGAGGUCCUCCGAACCGUCCGCCUCUAUUCCAACCACUGCACCGCCGAGCGGGGAUCCCCCUCCCCGCCUUCCGAAGCUCUGCUCUUCCCCCUCCUCAACGCGUUCCUCGCCAAGCCGCAGUCCGUUGCGGUCUGGGCGCUUUUGGCGCCGCUGUUAGAGACGCUGCUCGAGCGGCAUGGGGGGGCGCUUCUGGAGCCCGCCAACGGCGGAUGCGUCAAGGAGUUGGCGUUCCACCUGCUGAGGGUUAUGACGGCAAGCUUGCGCGCCAUUCGCGCACGCGCGGCCGCGUGCCUCCUGCUCCUCCUCAGCUCCAUCCACCGCCGAGAGGGAUCCCUCCAGUCCACGCGCACCCUCCUCAGCCUCACGCUCUCGGAGCUCCUCUCAUCAAUCCAAGUGCUCGACUCGUGCUCUGCCCCCGGGGCACCCCCCACCGAACCUCCGCCCGAGUCUCGCGCGCAAGUCGCGCGUCUUAAGGCGCUCCUCGAAGAACUGGUCUCUAGAGAGGGCUGCGAAAAGCUGUUAGCGGAGGCCGGUCUCUCGACGGGGGCCGUUGUCGGGUUCGAGAAGGAGCGAGAGUCCCCUCGGGAGAGUCAACCGGGGGCGGACUCCGGCCCAGCGGCCGAUGCAAUCGAUUUGUACCUACCGACCGUCGAGGCGUUUCAGAGCGAGAUCACGCCGCGGGGAGACGGGCCGGAACCUUUGCCGCGGCUGCUUACGUCAGCACCGAACGGCGGGAUUUUGACGGGGCUGCACCAGCUGUCGGUGCCGGAAAGUAGUCCGGCGGGUAGUGGAGCGGAAACAGAACGGAACGGAACCCCCUCCGGGGAUCCACCGGCGGAGCCGUCUGCGACCACUCCGUCCGAUCUGACGGCGGAAGACUCCUUCUUCUCGAUCUUUGACUCGGCGACUCCCCCCCUCGGAACGAGCCCCGGCGGCCAGCCAAAAGCUGACGGCUGGGCUGACGUCAGAGAGCUGAUGCGGACCCUAACCCGUGCGCUGGAGAGCUCGGUGCAGCACUCCCUGCACGUAUCACAGACCGCCACGUGGCACGACCCCUCGGAGAGCUACGCACGCAUGGCGGUGGCGUACUCGCACGUGCUGGAGUUACGAGUUUUGUGGCUGCUGAACCUGUGCGAGUUUCACCAGGGGCGGCAGGCGUGGGCGGAGGCGGCGCAGUGCGCACUUACGGUCGCUGGCGUCAUCAUGCAGGCGCUCAUCCACCGGGGCGACCCGGUGUGGACUCCAGGCGACCUCGCCCACCUCCGCCGGCUGUGCCCGUCGCUCCCCGAAACCCUGGACGACCCGGGGAGUCGCAGCAGCAAGAUCAGCGUCGACACCGCGCUGCGCUACCUCCAAAUGGCGUACCGCUUCUGCGAUAAGGCCGCGCUCUUCCACGCGUGCACCGACCUUAUGGAGCUGCAGCUGCCCGCGUAUAAGAGCCGGGCGGACUAUAAGCAGCUGGCGCACGCGCACGAGAUGCUGCGCGGGGUGUACGAGGCGAUACGGGAGCAGGAGCAGGACAUUUCGUUCCGCGACGCCACGUACUACCGUGUCGGCUUCUACGGCGCCGUCUUCGGCCCCCUUGACCGCUCCGAGUUCGUGUACAGAGAAUCUAGCGCGGUGCGGCUGGGCGACAUGAUCGAACGGCUGAGCUCCUCCGCCCCGGAGGGAUCCCCCGACCACAGGAUAGGAAUCAUCUCGGACUCGCGCGUCGUGCAAAACCUCCCGGGGGGGGCUGCGUAUUUACAGAUCACGGCCUUAGAACCAGUUUCCGCACUAACCGACAGACCGAUUGACCCCCCCCCCGGGAGCCCCGGGAGCCCCAACAGCCAGCCCCCCCGCCACAUGGGCGUUUCCGAGUUUUACUGCGAUACGGGUUUCGUUAAGGACGGCCAAACCCCAGGCGGGUUAGAGACGCAGUGGAAGCGGCGCACCGUCAUGAGCGUCGCCGGCAGCUUCCCGAGCCUCGUGCGCCGGUUGAAGGUGACCCGGACCGCGGUUACCGAGAUAACCCCGAUCGAGAACGCGGUCGGAAUACUGGCGGAUAGAGCGCAUGCGCUGCGGGUCGAGAUCGAGCGGCCCGCGCCGGUGCUGACGUCAGUGCAGAGGCUACUGCAGGGGAGCGUAGCGCUGCAGGUUAACAGCGGGGUUCUGGGGGUCUGCCGAGCGUUCCUGGAGCCGACACGUGGCCUCCAGGGAUUGCUGGCGAACCUGCCCGCGCCACCCGCUGUGCAGGACCCGGGACUCGAGAGACUGAAGGCCGCAGUUCUGGACUUUGUGGCCGUUUGCAAGGCUGCCGUCAAGGUCCAUGCCCGACUAAUGGGCGAUGAAGACCAAGAGUUCCACGUCCAACUAGUCCAAGGUCUGCAGGGCCUCAUCUUCGAGAUCUCAGCAUUCAUCCCAACUGUACUAAAUCAAAUGUAAACUAUCCAGGUGCUAACAAAGUUCACGGGACCAUACUGUUUGAUCCUCGAAAAACCCCUUUCGCGGUUGCUUUUGCGGGCCCGUGUCAGGUUGAUAUAUUUAGUCUCAACGUGGUCUCGCUGAAUCGGUAGCAGGUGCGCAUAGACAUAGAUCAGACAGACACACAGCCUCUAGUCAUAGCGUUUGGACUGCACAACUCUGACGGUAGGUUGAUCUGGCGGUGUAAGGAGCCGGAUGACAGGAUCUCAAGCGACUUCGGGCCUUUACAGGCCUCACUGGCCCAUGCAAACACGUAAUUGAACGUCUAAAAAGGUGGGGUAUGAGAGCUUUUCAUUGGCGUUGUCAGUAAGCCCUGCUU